Messenger RNA from Peronospora farinosa, 1728 nucleotides. NCBI's taxonomy places the organism in Eukaryota, Oomycota, Peronosporomycetes, Peronosporales, Peronosporaceae. The record is from the annotation of a GenBank genome assembly.
AUGGAUGAAUCGAUCCACUACGAUUGGACUCUGACAUAUGUGAUCGUGUUGGCAAUGGCCACGGCCACAACGGGCUUGACGCUGCUGCUCUCGUUCAAGCACAUUAAAGUGGGCGACUCAGCCAUACAAUACAUCACCUAUUCGGUCUGCCGCAUGUACUUCAUCUACUCGCUCGUACGACUGUUACUUUACGUGGGGGUGCUAGCCAAUUUUAACGGAUUACGAGACACGCUGGAUGCACUUGGUGAUGGCAAACUCAUGAGAGCCCGGGUGGUCUAUUCCAGCACGAAGGAGUUCACAGCCGUAGCUGUCAGUGUCGCUUUGAUCGGAGACUGCGCUCUGCUGUGCACUACAUUUUUCAUCAUGAUGCUAGCUUACGAGUUGAAACGCCUCAUCAUUAAAACCAUGGACCGCGGCCCGAAGCGUGAGCGCGCUAUCAUUCGACAGUACUGUAUUCGCGCAUACAUCACGGCAAUGAUAUUUGCUAUUGCUAUGGUAGUCUCAGCGUUCUUGCUGUCUCCGUCUGACAAGUCAGAAGUUGCGCAGACGGCUGCCUUUUGGUUCGAGAUGGCGUGUGUUUGGUCAUCGGUGCUGUACCCGACGUACGUCACAAUAUGGAUAUCACGUCAAAAGCGCACAAGAAUUGCCGUAAGCCCAGCUUCGCUGUUACUACACCAUCGCAUUAAGACUUUCGUAACAGUGUACUGCGCUUUCGUGUUCCCGUCCUGCGUUGUAGAAGUAUUUGGUCGUCUCGUAGACGAUGUCAAGAUGGAGUGGGUGGGUGUGACCCAGAUCCUCUACUACUUCUCUGGUGCAGGCGCAGCGUUUGCAAUUGGUACUAGUGCCACUUGCUGCUAUCGCGCACUACGUCCUCUCAUGCCAUCUUAUGUCCACGAGCAGCUUGUCGAAGGUGGAUUUUUCCAAGAUGAACAAGGGCUAGACACCAUGGACGUAAUCGUGGAAGCACCUACCCGACGACCGAUCUUUGUAGUCACGGAUAUUGAAGGUUCGAGUCAACUCUGGGCUGCCAUUUCGCAGUCAAUGGCUGAGGCGCAGUCGAUCCACGAUGACUUGCUACGACAACAACUACCUUGCUUCCGCGGCUACGAGAUCACGACUGCGGGUGAUUCUUUCCAGCUCGCGUUCCAUUGUGUCGGUGAUGCCAUUGGGUGGUGUAUUAGCGUUCAAGAAAAGUUAUUGAAGGCCCUGUGGCCCGCUCCACUGCUUGAAUGCGACAAUGCAGCGCGCGUUUACGACAAGUGGACGCGACUUCUGUUUAAUGGACUUCGGGUCCGCAUGGCCAUUCACGACGGUGAUGAACGUUUGGUGUGCUCGAGGCACCCAACCACAGGCAAAAUGACCUAUCUAGGUCUCAGCGAAAUGAUGGUGCGUGAUAUGAGCGCGAUGGGGCAAGGUGGCCAGAUCGUCAUUAGUGAAUCUGCUCUUGCCAUUUACAAGGACGAACUACUGAAGACACCUUCGAGCGUGGUUGGAACCAAAGCCAAAAAGUUCCGAUUGAAACCAUUUCGAACGUUUGACCAGCCGGAAUGGAACAUUUCACUCCCAAUGUACGAGAUCGUGUCGACUCGGAUCGGAGACCGUUUCAAUUUUCAAACAAAUAAUCGACACCGAGAGCGAUUGCAAUUCCUGUUGCCCUUUUGGAGCAACGAAUCGUCUACACGUGAUGCAGACAGGACAACAGAUGUUAAAACUGAAGAUUCAGUGUAG